Molecule: messenger RNA, 349 nt
Organism: Drosophila albomicans
Lineage: Eukaryota; Metazoa; Arthropoda; Insecta; Diptera; Drosophilidae
Exons: 1
Coding region: 88-225 (45 amino acids)
Source: RefSeq, a predicted model, not a curated record
UGCCAGCCAAACGUCCUGUCGCCUCACGUGAAGGUGAAGCUCAGAGAAAAUUCUUUAGUCUUCAGUGCGUGUCCCAUCAAAUUGGCAAUGGCAAUGGCCCGGCGGCAAUUCUACACCAGUCGAUGCAUAAUACAUUUUCACAAAACCUCCAAUAAAUUGUUUGCUGUUUAUAUGAAAACGGCAAAUCUAAUGCAAAACUUUAACGUGCUCAAGCGUUCGCUAUAAAGCAGCAGCAGCAGAAGGUGCGUUGGUGGAGAAGGGGCGAACAACGCCGCCAUCGCAGUCUCAGUCUCUGCUGCCGUUGCGGCCGCCUAGAGUCACCAAUAAUUUGACAGCAUUCGCGUAUAUG